Messenger RNA from Guyanagaster necrorhizus, 7168 nucleotides. RefSeq names its product carbamoyl-phosphate synth. NCBI's taxonomy places the organism in Eukaryota, Fungi, Basidiomycota, Agaricomycetes, Agaricales, Physalacriaceae. The transcript is spliced from 10 exons. Gene Ontology annotation, cellular component: cytoplasm; carbamoyl-phosphate synthase complex. The record is from RefSeq and is a predicted model, not a curated record. Bases 302 to 6973 code for a protein of 2223 amino acids. Gene Ontology annotation, molecular function: amino acid binding; carbamoyl-phosphate synthase (glutamine-hydrolyzing) activity; aspartate carbamoyltransferase activity. Gene Ontology annotation, biological process: L-glutamine metabolic process; L-arginine biosynthetic process; 'de novo' pyrimidine nucleobase biosynthetic process.
UAUCUUUUGAACACGACCUGCAAACCCGCAGCCCGCCACAGACCAUAAUAACUUCUUACCUUGCACAAAGACUGAAAUCAACGCUGAGUAUGAUUUCUGACCUCCCAAUUCCCCGCGCGCAUGUUACGCCAUGAUUGGUCAUUGCCAUGUGGGGACAAGAUCAUCAAGGCCUCCGCAGAUUUUUUCUUUUUCUUCUUCUUCCUCUCCCCUCGAACACGAACCUCUGGCUCGAAUCCGGGUGGAGAGGAAGACGACGACGAGAACAGCAACCAAGUCUUGAAUCCAUUCUUUAUUGUCGACCAUGUCUACAACCCGCCCAGUGUUGUCACGCACAUCGAGCAACCUGUUUCCGACCCCUCUAGCGACUGCACCCUACGCUCAAAAUAACAAGUCGACGUUGUCUAUCGACGAUGCAGUCCUCGAACUAAGUGAUGGAUCCGCCUUUCGAGGCAUCAGUUUUGGUGCAGAGAGAACGAGCGUAGCAGGCGAAUGCGUUUUUCAGACCGGUAUGGUGGGCUACACGGAGUCUCUAACUGACCCAUCCUAUGAAGGGCAGAUCCUCAUCUUGACCUACCCUCUCAUCGGCAACUACGGUGUGCCCAAGCGAUCCAGUGACGCCUCUGACCUCCCAGCCGAGUUUGAGUCGUCUCGCAUCCACGUCGCCGCUGUCGUGGUUGGCAACUACUCCCAAGAUUUCAGCCAUUUCCUCGCGGAGUCGUCGCUGAGCGACUGGCUCAAAGAAAAUGGAGUGCCCGCGAUUUACGGCGUCGACACCCGCGCCCUUACCAAAAAGAUCCGGGAAAAAGGCUCCAUGCUAGGGAAAAUUCUUGCAAGGAGGCCCGAAAUGCCAUUGGGUCGGAGGUUGUCGCCAAACCUUGUGUCAUCUCGGGCAUCCUCUCCCCAUACUACGGCUUCCUGGAGAGAAGAUUACUUCGACAUUCCUUUCCAGGACCCUAACCAAGCCAAUCUCGUCGCGGAAGUGUCCAUCAUGGAACCACGACUUUACUCGUCAACUAUCGCUCCACAUCUACACCCUUCAGGCAGACCAAUCCGCGUUCUGGCCAUCGAUGUGGGGAUGAAGUACAACCAAGUUCGUUGCUUCAUCAAUCGAGGUGUCGAGCUCAAGGUUGUUCCAUGGGACUACGACUUUUUAGGCGAGUCAGAGCCAUAUGAUGGUAUCUUCAUCUCCAACGGCCCCGGCGACCCAUCGCUGCUCUCCUCGACCAUCACCAGGCUUUCGGAAGCCAUGAAGAAGGCCGAUAAACCAAUUUUUGGCAUCUGUCUCGGCCACCAACUCCUCGCUCUCGCGGCAGGCGCGAAGACCUCCAAGAUGAAAUACGGAAAUCGCGGUCACAACAUUCCUUGUACAGACAUGCUCUCCGGUCGUUGUUAUAUCACCAGUCAGAACCAUGGUUUCCAGGUGGACACACCGACACUGCCAGCCGGCUGGAAAGAACUGUUCCGAAAUGCCAAUGACGGAAGCAACGAGGGUAUCUACUGCGAAGACAAGCCAUUCUUCUCUGUCCAGUUCCACCCAGAGUCCACUCCUGGACCACGUGACACCGAAUUUUUGUUUGACGUCUUCAUUAAAAACAUCGUGGACUGCGCCAUUACCAUCUCACUCCCUAGUGGGAAGAAAGAGGACAAUGAUAAGCGCGUUCCCCGUGCCGAUGUCACCAAGGUUAUUAUUCUUGGGUCCGGAGGCUUGUCUAUCGGUCAAGCGGGCGAGUUUGAUUACUCUGGAUCUCAGGCGAUUAAGGCACUCAAGGAGGAGGGAAUUUAUACGAUCAUGGUGAAUCCCAACAUCGCCACCAUCGCCACGUCCAAGGGUCUGGCCGACAAGGUGUAUUUCCUCCCAGUCACGCCAGAGUUCGUCCGGAAAAUCAUCAAGUAUGAGAAGCCAGAUGGUAUUUACGUUACAUUUGGUGGCCAGACAGCUUUGAAUGUGGGUAUCAAGCUGAAGGACGAAUUCGCGGAGCUUGGCAUGAAGGUGCUAGGAACGCCUAUCGACACGGUCAUCACCACGGAGGACAGGCAGCUGUUUGCGAGUGCCAUGGCCGAGAUUGGGGAGAAGUGUGCAGAGAGUUGCACCGCUGUUAACCAGGAGGAGGCCAUCAACGCUGCAAGGAGCAUUGGGUUCCCGGUCAUUGUUCGUGCUGCGUAUGCACUGGGAGGGCUGGGAUCUGGCUUUGCGCAGGAUGAAGCCCAGCUCAAGGCGCUGUGCAGCAAGGCUUUCGCUACCAGUCCUCAGGUCCUCGUGGAAAAGAGUAUGAAGGGGUGGAAGGAGAUCGAGUACGAGGUAGUCAGGGAUUGCCGUGAUAAUUGCAUCACGGUCUGUAACAUGGAGAACUUCGAUCCUUUAGGAAUUCACACUGGGGACUCCAUCGUCGUGGCCCCUUCACAAACGCUUUCCGACUCGGAUUAUAACAUGCUCCGGACAACUGCCAUCAAUGUAAUCAGACAUCUUGGCGUUGUUGGUGAGUGUAACAUCCAGUACGCCCUCAAUCCCAACUCCCAAGAGUAUUGUAUCAUCGAGGUUAACGCACGUCUGUCUCGAUCGUCGGCUCUUGCAUCCAAAGCUACCGGUUAUCCCCUUGCUUUCAUUGCCGCGAAGCUCGGUCUGGGAAUUCCCCUCAAUGAAAUUAAAAACUCGGUCACGAAAGUCACUAGCGCUUGCUUCGAACCCAGCUUGGAUUAUGUGGUAGUCAAGAUUCCUCGAUGGGACUUGAAGAAGUUCAACCGUGUCAGUCGUCUUCUUAGUAGUAGCAUGAAGAGUGUUGGCGAGGUCAUGAGCAUUGGGCGAACGUUUGAGGAGACAAUUCAGAAGGCCAUUCGAGCUAUCGACGACCAAUUCUCAGGAUUUGUGAAGAACGAGUUCGUGGAGAAUAUCGAUGAAGAGCUCGUCAACCCAACGGAUAAGCGUAUAUUCGCCAUCUCAACCGCCUUCCAUCGUGGCUAUAGCAUCGACAAGAUCUGGCAAAUGACUAACAUCGAUAAAUGGUUCCUAGCGAAACUGAAGUACAUUUAUGAGAUGGAGGUGCUUCUGGGCGGGUAUAGUGUUUCGACUCUGACUCCCGAUAUUCUCCGUCAAGCGAAGCAACUUGGGUUCUCGGAUAGACAGCUUGCUACUUGUGUGGGAUCGACGGAACUCGCUGUACGCACGCUUCGCAAGGAGCAAGGGAUUGCUCCCUUUGUGAAACAGAUCGAUACCGUUGCUGCCGAAUUUCCUGCAUUCACUAACUAUCUGUACACGACCUACAAUGCAGUGGAGCACGAUAUUUCCUUCAACGAUCGUGGUGUCAUGGUUCUGGGGUCUGGAGUGUACCGCAUUGGUUCGUCCGUCGAAUUUGACUGGUGCGCUGUCCGGGCCAUCCGUACUCUUCGUGAUGAAGGUCUCCCCACCGUUAUGGUUAAUUAUAACCCCGAGACCGUCAGUACUGACUAUGACGAGGCCGAUCGUUUGUAUUUCGAGAACAUCAGUUUGGAGACCAUCCUCGAUAUCUACGAUGCAGAGCAAUCUCGAGGCGUCAUUCUCUCAAUGGGUGGGCAAACGCCUAACAACAUUGCGCUUCCACUGUACCGCGAAAACGUUAAUAUUUACGGGACGUCGCCAGAGAUGAUCGAUACCGCUGAGAAUCGAUUCAAGUUCUCGCGUCUCUUGGACGAGAUUGGGGUGGACCAACCAUUAUGGAAGGAACUCACGAGCUUCGACGAGGCUUACGCGUUCUGCGAGAAAGUGGGCUACCCUGUUUUGGUCCGGCCAUCAUACGUCCUGUCCGGUGCGGCUAUGAAUGUCGUGUCUACUGGGGACGACUUGCAGAACUAUCUGACGCAGGCCACCGCAGUUUCCCGCGACCACCCCGUCGUCAUUACCAAGUAUAUCGAGCAAGCGAAAGAGAUUGAGAUGGACGCUAUUGCUAAGGAUGGCAAGAUGGUCAUGCACUACAUCUCCGAACAUGUAGAGAAUGCUGGAGUGCAUUCAGGUGAUGCUACCUUGAUACAUCCGCCUCAAGAUUUGGACCCUCAAACAGUGCGACAGAUCGCCGACGCCACCGCGAAAAUCGGAAACGCGCUCAAUGUCACAGGGCCUUUCAACAUCCAGUUCAUUGCAAAGAAUAACGAGAUCAAGGUCAUCGAAUGCAAUCUUAGGGCCGCAAGAUCUUUCCCUUUCGUCUCGAAGGUGACCGGUAUUGACGCUAUCGAGAUGGCUACUAAAGUCAUGCUUGAUCUUCCCGUUGAAUCGUAUCCGGAAUCAGAUCUUCCUCCCGAUUAUGUGGGAAUCAAAGUCCCUCAAUUCAGCUUUAGUCGACUGUCUGGUGCUGAUCCUAUUCUUGGAGUAGAGAUGGCGUCGACAGGAGAAGUUGCAUGCUUUGGUCACGACAAAUACGAGGCGUACCUCAAGGCUCUCAUUUCCACUGGUAUCGUGCCGCCUAAGAAAAAUAUUCUUUUCUCGAUUGGCAGUUACCGAGAAAAGCUGGAGCUGCUUCCAUCAGUCCAAAAAUUGAGUGCCGCUGGGUAUAAUAUUUUCGCAACAUCCGGUACCGCCGACUUUUUGACAGAACAUAAUGUUCCUUGCAAGUACUUGGAAACGCUUGGAGAAGACAAUCGGGAGAAGCAAAAGUCCGAAUACUCCCUCACUCAGCAUCUUGCGAAUAAUCUUAUUGAUAUGUAUAUCAAUCUACCGUCCAAGAACCACUAUCGGCGACCCGCAAGCUAUACAAGUAAAGGCUAUCACACUCGAAGGAUGGCAGUUGACUUUGCUGUCCCUCUUAUCACUAAUGUCAAAAACGCCAAAAUGCUUGCUGAAGCCCUCGUGCGAAAGUUACCACUAGAUGUGUCGACUGUGGAUUCGAAGAGCUCUCAUCAGACCCAUACUUUCCCUGGGUUGGUUAGCAUCGCUACAUUUGUGCCUAACCUCGCGGAACCGGGUAGCAAGGAUCUCGAAGAAGCAACGGAAGCGUCGCUUAGCGCAGGAUUUACAACUGCGAUUGUGAUUCCCAUAGGUCAUAGCACACGGAUUACGGAUCGUGCGUCACUGGAUGCCGCUAAGGCCAAUCUCAAGGGCUCCGCUCAUUGCAAUUUUGCGCUCACGCUUGCCGCGUCGGCACAGAACGUUCAAGGAUUAGACGAUGAAUUGCAAGCCGAGGCCAAGGCCCUCUUCAUUCCCUUCAACGUUGAUCACGUCACCAUUUCACUUUCUGCGGUCGCCGCCCACUUCACAUCGUGGACAUCGGAUAAACCUAUUGUCACAAACGCAAAAGGGUCCGACCUUGCCUCCGUGCUGCUUUUGGCUAGCCUUCACAACCGAAGCGUCCACGUCACCGACGUCCUCACAAGCGACGACUUGCUGUUGAUCUCUCUCAGCAAGGCUAAGCAGCUGAAGGUCACAUGUGAUGUGUCUGUAUACUCGUUGUUCUUUAACCGCUCUCAAUUUCCCAGAUCAACAUGUCUGCCAACUACAGAAGAUCAAAAGGCAAUGUGGUCUAAACUCGAAACGAUCGAUGCUUUCUCAGUUGGCGCAACCCCUUAUAUUUUAGCCACAGAACAAGGCGAGACAACUUCGCCGUGGUCAGGCAUGGAGGAAACGCUACCCCUUCUACUCACUGCAGUAGCUGAUGGGCGCCUCACCCUUGAAGAUAUCCGUCUUCGAUUGCACGAUAACCCAGUCCUCGUCUUCGGGCUUCCCGAACAAGCCAAUACCACCGUUGAAGUGGUCGUUGGCCGUAAGGCUCCAUUCGGGAAACGAGUAACAUGCUGGUCGCCAGUGGAAAAGGGCUUCGUUACCGGUGCCAUCCAUAGGGUCAUCGUGCAUGGUCAGACGAAUUUCCUUGAUGGCGCUUUGACUUCAUUGCCUAACGGCAAAAACAUUUCGAGCGCGACGAUUACCCAUCCUUCUGCGGCGGCUUCGGUAUCGCCAGCGCUCAAGGCAGUGGAGCCCACCUCCUUGGGUGCUAUAGCAACGCUUGCUAUGGGGCCGCCCAUGGUUCCACCGGGGCAUCCUGCGAUACAAGGCCCGCCAGCAUUAAAUAUCUUCUCCCAUCUUCUUCCCCAUCCAUCAUUCCAUCGCCGGCACAUUCUUUCUGUGAAGCAGUUCACCCAUCGGGACAUGUAUGACCUGUUCUCUCUUGCUCAUGAGAUGCGCCUUCAGGUCGAGCGUAACGGGACUCUUGACGUCCUGAGAGGAAAGGUGCUAUGUACCGCAUUCUAUGAACCCUCGACGCGGACCAGCUCCUCGUUUGAUGCUGCCAUGAAACGAUGUGGUGGGCAAGUUGUCCAGAUCAACGCAGAUAACUCUUCCGUCAUGAAGGGAGAGACGUUACCGGACACGAUUAGGACGCUUGCUUGUUAUGGUGAUGCCAUCGUAAUACGGCAUCCAGAUGUCGGCAGUGCGCAAUUGGCCGCAAAGUCUUCUCCUGUUCCUAUCAUCAAUGCUGGAGAUGGGAUUGGGGAGCACCCCACACAGGCAUUAUUGGAUAUAUACACCAUUCGAUCAGAACUCGGUACUGUGAACGGACGGACCAUCACGCUUUUGGGUGACCUCAAGAACGGACGUACGGUCCACAGUCUCGUUACCCUGCUUAGUUUGUAUUCCGUGCAGCUCAAUUUCGUAUCACCUCCAUCUCUUGCCAUGCCCGCCAGCGUAGUUUCUGCUGUUCGAAAGGCUGGUAUACCUGUUACAAUAUGCGAGUCCCUUGAGGAAGUUUUGCAUGACACUGAUGUGUUAUACGUGACGCGCGUUCAAAAGGAGAGGUUCGAAACUGAGGCUGAGUGGAACCAAGUGAAAAAUGCUUAUCGCGUCGAUCAUGCCGUUCUGUCAAGAGCCAAAGAAGAUAUGAUCGUCAUGCACCCACUACCAAGGAUGAAUGAGAUUGAUCCUGAGGUCGACUUCGACUCGCGGCGUGCUGUCUACUUUAGACAGAUGCGCUAUGGUCUUUUCAUUCGUAUGGCACUCCUCAUGAGCGUCCUUCUGUAGAUCGCAGACUUCCAAAAGUAAUAAUAAUUUUAGACAGCCAGAAUGGUUUGUAUUAUAUAGAGAACAAUUUAGUAGACGCACAGGAGAUCUAUUCAUCUCCGGACGACAAGAUGACCAAGCGCAUGUAUACUAUACUAGAUAUGCCAAUGUGGCCAUAUAACAUUCUACCAAUCAAGAGGUUUUCACCCUUGAUUC